AUGAAUGUUAAAGAGAAAUCAGGCCCAACUGCAGUUAAACCUACGACAACAAAAGUAACCGAGUCGGCAUUGAUAUCACCUAAUCGUACCAUCGCCUCGCCCUUACCGUCGUGUCACAAUUCUUCAUCUUCCUCAUUCUAUCGAGAAAGCUUGUCUACAGAUAAUGCAUUAAAGAAGGGUAAGGAAAUUAUUCACACUAGCAUUGACAUUAUCGGACAUGUCGACUCCAGCAAGUCUACAACCACCGAUCACUUGAGCUACAAGCUGGGAGGUAUCAAGAAGGAAGCCUUCAACCUAUUCAAGGAUGGAUACGGUUGCAUCACAACAAAUGAACUGGGAACACUUAUGAGAUUACUUGGGAAAAAUAGAAUUGAAGUUGAACUUCAGGAUAUGAUCAAUGAAUUCAAAGCAGCAGGUAAUGGAACCAUUGAUUUCUCAAAAUUUCUAAACCUGAGAACAAGGAAGAUAAACACUCAAAGGGGUGCAGUUUUCACAAACAUAAAGAAUAAUGUUAACAAGUUAGCUAAAUGGACCACUCCACUCGUGACUAGUGCUCACAUGGUGAAAAUGGGUUAUACAACCAGGGUUCAUCCUUGUGAUCAUUUUGAUCAAGUGAUAUUGGCAAUGGUUGGGAACAAGCGGAAGGGAAUUGCUGGUCAGAUCGGAACAAACCUUGUUGAUCAGUUUACCCCACACGAAAAGGUUCUACUGUUACCAUUGAAUCUUAAAAUAGUAAAACUCAAAGAAAAGCUCACAACCAGCCGGAAAAAACAAGCAUCACUUGUGAUGGAGAUAGAAGAUAAAAACACUUCAUUUAUAGGGUCACGAGAAUGGAUUGGUGCCUUUGAGGUAAGUUGUGUUUUGGAUAAACUCAUUUGUGUAAGCUACAAGUUCGAAGAUACCAUAUCAGGGGAUGAAUUAACCGAAAAAUAUAGAGAAUUCGUGAUGAAUUUUGAGAUCCCGGGAACAUCAUUCAAGAUUGAUGGCAAGGCUCAAGGGUGUAUUUGGGUUGGUUCAAGUCCUCAAGUUCUGAAUCGUGUGAAGGAUAUAGUGGAUAGACUAAUUGUGGUUACUGAGGAUCUAGAAAGCUAUUUUCCUCCUUCAAGGAGAGGGGUUGGAAUGAUAGAAUGUGUUUAUGUAAACAAGAAUUUUGAUCUGAUUGCAAGUGGUGGUGACCGUUCAUCUGCUGUGAAUCUGAUACAACUCACUGGAAAGGGGCAUACAAAGGGGGUUUCUGCAAUUUGGUUCUCUGCGAAGCAUUGUCACUUGAUUUUGUCAACUGAGAAAGAUAACAAGGCCAAUAUUUAG
Messenger RNA from Lactuca saligna, 1308 nucleotides. Lineage: Eukaryota; Viridiplantae; Streptophyta; Magnoliopsida; Asterales; Asteraceae. The record is from the annotation of a GenBank genome assembly.